CAGCCGCCGUAGCGGGGUGUGGCGAAGGGCGGAAGCGGCGGUGCGCGGAGCAGGAAGGAGGAAGCCAUGGCGGCGGCGGAGGCCGAGUGGGAGCCCGCGGGGCUGCUGCCGGCCGCGGGGGGCGGCCUGGACUGGGAGGCGGUGCUGGGCGAGGAGCUGGGCGAGCUGCUGGGCGCCGCCGGGCCGCCGCGGGAGCUGGGGGACGAGGCCGAGGUGAGCGAUCUGUAUAACUUUCAUUUUGACUUGGACUUGAUGUCCUGGGACUCGGACCUUUGGAACAUUACAAGCCACGCUUACUCAGAUGCAAACGUGAAGACAGAGCCCUUAUCACCAGCCACUUCAAGUUGUUCAGUCCCUUCUCCAUCGUCUGUGGACUCGCCAGUGCAGAAUGUGCCUGAUGAUAUGGACUUCAGCUGCAGCUCCCAGAUGUCUCCCAUCUCCCUCUACAUCAAGAGUUCUGGAAGCCCCGCAUCCCCCGAAGGAGAUGCAGGGAAGAAGCCUGCUGUCAGCACCCCGUCUCGCUCUGCAAAUAAUUCCGUGAAAACUCUGAAGAAAUGUCAGUCGGCGUCUAGGCCUUCAAUACAACCGAAACCCCUUCUGCCUGCCGUACCUGAGGCUCAGGCUAACAUUGGCAUCCCAGCUAAAACCAUCAUUAUUCAGACUCUUCCAACGCUUGUGCCACUGCCGAAGCAUCAGCCAGUUGUUAACAUCCAGCCAGCACCUCCCAAAGGUCAAUCAGUGGUGCUCCCCCAGCCCACCGUGGUACAGCUCCAGGCUUCUGGGGUGCUUCCUGCCUCCCAGCCAGUCAUUGCGGUCACUGGGGGGACCACGCAGCUCCACAAUCACACGGUGAAUGCGCUGCCCCCGGCUGCUGGAAAUGGCUCAACAAGUGGCAAAAUCGCAGUGACUAAACCCUUGCUGCAAAGCACCACACCGACGGUGGGGCUGGAUGUCAAUGUCCUGAGAAGACAGCAGCGCAUGAUCAAAAACCGGGAGUCAGCCUUUCAGUCACGGAAGAAAAAAAAAGAAUACAUGUUGGGACUAGAGGCCAGGCUGGAGGCAGCCUUACUGGAGAAUGAGAAACUCAAGAAAGAAAACAGCACACUGAAGAGGCAGCUGGAUGAAGUGGUAUUAGAGAACCAGAAGCUCAAAGUAUCAUCUCCUAAGAGAAGAACCCUGUGUGUGAUGGUGAUACUGGCUUUCAUAAUGUUGAAUUAUGGUCCACUGAGUAUAUUCGAAAAAGAUCCCAAUGGAGUUGACUCCACUGUGAGUUCCAACCACCGGACCCGAAAUCUUCUGGAGUUCUCAGCUAGCCAGGAGCCCAGCACAGCGCAGAAAAUACCUGGGGACAUAAUUUCCGAGAAGAGUAAUAGGUAUGAUCAUUCUGUGUCUGAUAACAAAGCACUGAUGAUAGUAUCAGAAGAACCACUGUUGUAUAUUUCACCACCACCACCACCCUGUCAGCCCCUGAUCAACCGGACAGAGUCACUGAGGCUAAAUCAUGAACUUCGAGGAUGGGUUCAUAGACAUGAAGUGGAAAGAACGAGGUCUAGAAGGCUGUCAAAUAACCAGCAGCAGAAAGCACGGGUUACGCAGAGCUCCCUCAGUGAGAAGGUGGACUCCCAGCUAAUGGCCGUGCCUUAUACAGACACCAGCCUCAGCAGGAACUCAGGGAACGAGCUGCAAGUGUAUUAUGCCUCUCCAAGGAGCUAUCAAGACUUCUUUGAAGCUAUUCGCAGAAGGGAAGAUACAUUCUACGUGGUGUCAUUUCGUAGAGACCACCUGUUAUUGCCAGCCACCACGCAUAACAAGACCAGAAGACCAAAGAUGUCUAUAGUGUUGCCAGCUGUAAACAUCAAUGAGAACGUGAUCAAUGGGCAGGACUACGAAGUGAUGAUGCAGAUCGACUGCGAAGUGAUGGACACCAGGAUCCUCCACAUCAAAAGUUCAUCUGUCCCUCCGUACCUCCGGGAGCAGCGCAGGAAUCACACCGACACCUUCUACAGCUCGUCCCCCUCUGUCUCAGAGACGCCCCAUGCCCUGAGGGCAAUUGUCAAGUCCCUGCAGUAGCUCCUGCAGCGUAGCACCCUGCCUGAGCCCCGACGCUAGCAGGUCCCUGGGGCUCCGGGCACAGCGAGGGCGGCUUAUAGCCCAUUCCUGUGCCUGACCCUACCAAGCGGCCGCACCCUGUCCUGCCCAGGGACUGCAGAGCUCUGCCAGCCGGGGACAGGCCUGGGGGCCCCACGCAGCGUGAUGCCCCGUGCCAGAGGCGUGGGUGACGCACGCUGCCGCAGUCCUGGUGUCCGGCAUCAGCAGCUGGUGCUCAGCGCUGGGGGCACUGGCCAUCCUUGCUACUUAUGCACUGUCCAAAAUU
This is a messenger RNA of Oxyura jamaicensis (ruddy duck), 2374 nucleotides long. It is a transcript of the gene ATF6, whose product is annotated as activating transcription factor 6. Gene Ontology annotation, biological process: endoplasmic reticulum unfolded protein response; regulation of transcription by RNA polymerase II. Lineage: Eukaryota; Metazoa; Chordata; Aves; Anseriformes; Anatidae. The record is from RefSeq and is a predicted model, not a curated record. Bases 67 to 2070 code for a protein of 667 amino acids. The transcript is spliced from 16 exons. Gene Ontology annotation, cellular component: nucleus. Gene Ontology annotation, molecular function: RNA polymerase II cis-regulatory region sequence-specific DNA binding; DNA-binding transcription factor activity, RNA polymerase II-specific.